Messenger RNA from Orbicella faveolata, 1537 nucleotides. RefSeq lists its product as uncharacterized. NCBI's taxonomy places the organism in Eukaryota, Metazoa, Cnidaria, Anthozoa, Scleractinia, Merulinidae. The record is from RefSeq and is a predicted model, not a curated record.
UUUCUUAAUGUUAGUUUUUGUAAAAGCUUAAGACGUCCUAAAAUGUCUAUUGGAUGAAAAGGUUAGAAUACUUCAAAAUUAAGGGAAAAAAAUCAUGGCCGUUUUCAAAGUUGAUUAAGUUUUCAUCAACAGUUUCGUAGUUUACUUCAUUAAGACAACAACAAAAAAACCUCUGCAUUUUUUCGUUUACGGAAUUCUCAACUUAGUCAGUCUUGUAAAUAGUUAUUUUAACCGAUAGCUAAUAUCAUGAUUUUGAACAUCAUUUUCAAGUUGUAUUUCUAAUUUUGUCAUUAGCACUGAUAUUGGGCAAUUCAUACUCGCCAAGUGUUGGAGUUGAGAUUAAUAUAAGGUUUCCGCUUUCAUAAAGAUGUUUCGUGCGGGAAGUUUGUUCAGGCGACUGAGUUCCUGGCCUGCCUCUAUAAAUAUUGCACGUCAAUACAAGGCUAACAAACCGCGCUGCAUUUGUACAAGAAGCUUACGACACAAAAGCCUUGCUUAUACAGCUUUGACCAACAACUUCGCGAUUGUGAGCAAAGCCCUCCCAGUUUUUACGCUUCGCCAAAUAUUUUUGUCAUAAAGCACAGCUGUUUGCUUGACGUGACACUGGUCGUGUAAAAAGUUUAGAAUCACCAAAUUAACACUUGAGAAAGUUGUGAGCUUCAUUUGUUCUAGAGCUUUGUCUAGUUCACACUUGGAGACAAUGAGAGCGAGAGAAAUCUUUCGUCUUUUCAUUGGCGCAAGCUUGGUUACCUUGAUACUCGGUCAUGGCAUGCUGAUAGAUCCCGCCAGCAGAAACUCCGCAUGGAGAUUUUUUCCCAAUCGUCCAGCGCAGUACACAGAUAACGAGUUGAAUUGCGGAGGCUUUAGCGUCCAGUGGAGUAAGAACAAAGGCAAAUGUGGCGUUUGUGGAGAUGCGUAUCAUCUUAAAAACCCGAGGUAUGUCUACCCUGGCAGGUACGCGAAGGACCGUUUCGUAACCAAGACAUACAAAGAAGGACAACAGAUCGAGGUCAGCGUUAAGAUCACUUCAAAUCAUCAAGGGUUCUUUCGCUUUAGCGUGGGCAAGGUGGAGAAGCGUCCCAUCACUCAAGAACAACUGAAGCACAUUCUGUUGCAGCCUGAUGGUUCCAACACAUGGCCGCUUCACUCUUCCAGGGAUGGAGUGUUCAAGAUUAAGCUCAUGCUACCAGAAGGCCUGACAUGUGAUCACUGCGUGGUGCAAUGGUGGUGGACAGUGGGCAACAACUGGGGUUGUAAUGACGAGGGCGUUUGCGGAGAAGGACUGGCGAAGAGACAAGAGACCUUUGUGAACUGCGCAGAUAUCAGGAUCGUACCAGCAGGAGGUCCGGCUCCCUCGACGGAGGAGCCCGACCCAGAUACACCUAUGAUGACAGUGGUAGGCACGACACAAGAACCAGCUACCUCGGCGGCAACACCAAAACCUCCUACUGGAGGGUGCAAAGCCACAGGAAGCUGGACCGGGCAAUCUCAUAUGAAUACAUGGUGUCAGAACAACUGUGCACUGGGUAAUUGCCCU